Rosa rugosa (rugosa rose) is the source of this 1339-nucleotide messenger RNA. Its product is annotated as clavaminate synthase-like protein At3g21360. NCBI's taxonomy places the organism in Eukaryota, Viridiplantae, Streptophyta, Magnoliopsida, Rosales, Rosaceae. Gene Ontology annotation, molecular function: oxidoreductase activity. The coding region runs from base 60 to 1031 and encodes 323 amino acids. The transcript is spliced from 3 exons. The record is from RefSeq and is a predicted model, not a curated record.
CCCACCAGUAACAUACCCGUCUCCACAAAACCAAAGAUACCUAGAGCUCAGAACAAAAAAUGGGGCACAGAUUUGUGGAAGGAAAGAUAGAGGGAGAGAAGGAGUUUGGAGGCAAGGUGUUUCCCAAGACACUGAAACCUCCUCCGGAGAUGAGCACUGACGGCGUAGAUGAGCUGGCGGAGAUGGUGAAGGAAGAGAGAGAGUGGCUGCACAAGACUCUCGAGGCUCACUCUGCCAUUCUGUUCAAGGGUUUCGGAUUGAAGAACGGGGACGAGUUCGGGCGUGUGGUCGAGGCGUUUGGAUGGGAAAACAUGACUUACUCGGCACCGGCCCCACGGCCGAUUCUGAGGCAUUUGGUGGGAGGGAGAGUUUAUACUUCAAAUGCGACUCCUCUUACUCAACUCAUCACCUUCCAUCACGAAAUGGCUUGGGUGAAGGAAGUCCCUUCAAAGAUAUUUUUGUAUUGUUUGCAGCCAUCCCCGGAGGGUGGAGAAACAUCUAUACUGCCUAGUCAGGUUGUGGUUGAUCAAAUGGAAGAGAGAGUUCCUGAAUUCGUCUCUAAAAUUUCAACAAUAGGUUUUGUCCACAGAGUAAGUUUGGCCACGGAAUAUGAUUCUGAGGAUGCUGAUGGUAUCAAUGAGCCAUGGAAAUGGAUCCUAGACACUCGAGAUCUUGCAGAAGCUGAGAAGAGAGCAAAAGAAAAGUUUCUAUGCCGUGAGGUGAAAUUUAGAGAAGGACUGUUAGAGCUCCUCUUUGGACCAGUAUGUCCAAUAAGGAGCUAUGGGGGAAAGAGGGUAUGGUUCAACACUAUUCUUUGCUACGCUCCUAAAGAUUCUGACAGCAUAAGCUUCACAGAUGGUACCAAACUUCCAGAGUCGGCAGUGGAAACCUACAAGAAAAUCUUAGAGGAGAACUGUGUGAACAUCAAAUGGGAGAAAGGAGACUUUCUGCUACUAGAUAAUUUGCUGGCUCAACAUGCUAGGCUUCCUGGAAAGCCGCCACGUCAAAUUCUGGUUUCCAUUUGUAAGUAAUUGAGGCGGAGUUUUCUCUAAUACGGCCUGUUUCACUGAGGAAUUAGAAGCAAAAUUUCUAUAUUCAAAUGCUCUCUCAUAUAUCGCACACUGAAAAAGGCAUCGGAGAACUUCAGUAUGGCAAGGGGAGUGACAAAUUUGACAAAUGCUCUCUUAUAUAUAGUGUCCUUUGUAAAAUUUCACAAUUAAUAAGUCCAUGUGCGAACUUGUCUGUACCAUUAAAUAUAGGUUAUUUGCAGAUAUAUGAGACUUUAAUUUGUAACCAUAAAUAAUAGCAAAAGAAUCCUAAAUUGCAAUACCUUCUAUUA